Mesorhabditis spiculigera is the source of this 870-nucleotide messenger RNA. Lineage: Eukaryota; Metazoa; Nematoda; Chromadorea; Rhabditida; Rhabditidae. The record is from the annotation of a GenBank genome assembly.
AUGACUCCAGCGGAAUGGAAUCGCUCGGAUGCGCUGGACGCGUGGAUCAAAUCGUCCCCGGCAGCCGCAGCGCUUCCGCGCCGCGGUUCGCUUUUCUGCUGGGUGAUGACGUCGUCGAAAACGCAUCACCGGGUGCCAGCCGUGAACGAAACCUGGCUACCCCGUUGUGACCACGGCCAAUUCUACACGAAUGCGCCGAUUGAGAUCGAUGGACAACUGGCUGAUACGAUACCCUUUUCUACGGUAUUUGCGGGCCUCGAGGAUAAAUACGAGAACCUGUUUUUCAAAACGAUCUACGCCCUCCACUAUUCAUAUACACAUAUUUCACGCGAUUUUGAUUGGUAUUUAAAGGCUGACGACGACACUUACGUCGUGGUGGAAAACCUUCGCGAAUACCUCUCGCAUCUUAACCCAAAUGAGCCUCAUUAUGCUGGUUUGAGAUUGAGACCGAAGGAGCACGGAUGCUACAACUCGGGGGGUGCUGGUUAUGUCUUAUCGAGGGAGGCGAUGCGACGUUUCGACACUCUCCUCUACGGUAAUACGACGUUAUGCCCCGAUGAUGUUAAUGAAGAUUGGGGGCUUGGAAGAUGCUUGGCAAAUAUUGGUAUCUUGCCAGCCGACACUAGAAAUUCUCAUGGGCAGCAGAGAUUCAACGGCUACCCUCCUCGGAUGAUCUUUGAAGGAAAAGUCAGUUCGAAAUGGAUUUUGGAUGAUCCUCCCUUGCCGAACAACUUUCUCGGCCACGACAUGAUCUCUUUGCAUCAUAUUUCUGCUAAUGAAAUGAGGACCUACGAUCGUCUAAUCUAUCUCGUGCAGCCAGCGGCCAAUUUUCGAAAGCAAAAUCAUCAAGAAGGUCGGCUCAGCUACAAA